Molecule: messenger RNA, 2628 nt
Organism: Drosophila rhopaloa
Lineage: Eukaryota; Metazoa; Arthropoda; Insecta; Diptera; Drosophilidae
Gene: LBR
Product: lamin-B receptor
Exons: 3
Coding region: 126-2243 (705 amino acids)
Biological process (GO): sterol biosynthetic process
Cellular component (GO): endoplasmic reticulum membrane; nuclear inner membrane
Molecular function (GO): oxidoreductase activity, acting on the CH-CH group of donors, NAD or NADP as acceptor
Source: RefSeq, a predicted model, not a curated record
CCGACAACAGACGCGCGUCUUUUUUAUCCGCCAAUUUAUGCUGAAUUUACGGCAUUUCAUAGGCCCCAAAACGUGAAAAACUAUAACCAACUAAAAUAAGCACACGUUUUUUUCCGGAAUACACCAUGGAUCGACGAUUGAGACGCCCGCGUCGCACGGACGAAGUGUCCGGCGGUCCACUUUUGCCACAAUCCGCGCAGCCCAGCCUUUUGCCGGUGACCCGGCGGGCGGGAUCCAUUUCGGCCGCCGCUGCCACCGGUCCCGUCACCCGGACACGUGCCUCCCCGUCGCGCAACAAGGUCACGGCACCGCCCUCGCCCGAACUCGGUCCCCGCACCCGCCGAUCCAGCCGACCCAGGUCAUCGGUGGGCCCGCUGACCGGAUCAGGUUCCUCGCUGCCCAUCAAGGUUGCCAUCAAGCCACGCACGCCCAUUCGAGAGGUCCCAGAGGUACCAUCGCCAGUUCGUCAGUCGACCAGCAGUCUGCCCAUGACGUUAACCACCAACACAUCCAGCGGUGCUCCAAAUAAAUUCUUCAACACAAGCUCUGUGAACAGCGGCAACAAUUUUAGCAGCACCACAACCAGCAGCACCACCACCACCGAGCGCAUAGAGAUCCGUGCUGAGGGCGAUAGCGAGGUGGACACAGAUUCCAUUCGCAAACGCAUUACCGAGCGACUCCGGCGAUCGGUGUCGAAAACCAUAUCGAAUUUAGCUGGAACACCAGUGACAAACACCGAAGAAGGCAGUCGGUACAGCCGGAGUGUGUCUCGAUCCGUAUACGAUGAUGAGAAGUCUUCAAAGCGUAGUUACUCCACGGGAGAGGAGGAUAUUGAGGAGGAAGACGAGCUGGAGGAGGAGUUCCGUAGCUUCAAUGUCACUCACAAAUCGGCCACACCGGUGGCGGAAACAUCUUGCCGGCAGUUGAAGGCUCCCCGAGAAUUCGGAGGAUGGCUGGGAGCCUUCCUUCUGUUGCUCCUACUGCCCACCGCCGUGUACUAUCUCACCUGGAGCUGUACGGCCCGGAAUGCCUGUCAGUUUAAGCACCUUAAUCUGGGCAUUCUGUUGGAUGUGAACUAUUUGACACGCCAGGUUUUCCAGCCUCGAGUGGUCGGUGCCUUUGCCGCCUAUCAGUCUGUGGUCUUUCUGCUGGUGGCCCUGCUGCCAGGACGAAGGGUUCAUCUCACCCGCGAGACCUACAAUUUUAACGCUCUAACAGUUUCACUUACCCUUUUGAUUGCUGGUGGAAUCGCCGAAUAUCUAAAGUAUCCGGUGGUGACAUUCGUUCUGCGUCACUAUCUACGUUUCUGCAUUUUUGGACUUGUCGGAGCCUUUGUGGCAGCUGCCUGGAGUUACUGGCUGGUGGACACCGCCAAGUACAAUGUGCUCCGCCAGACACUGACCAAUGAUUAUGGCAGGACUGGCAGCUUCGUGGUUGAUUUCGCGUUGGGCAGACAACUGAAUCCCAAGUGGCUGGGGCGCGUGGAUUGGAAGCAGUUCCAGUACCGCCUCUCGCUGGCGACGACUUUGCUGUAUGCCGCCUGCUACAUUUACCAGACUCUCGUGUGGCCCCAGAAGCCACAGCUGGAACAGGAGGGAUAUCUUUACCUGGCUAAAUACUACUGGAAUAAUGUGAACUAUGAUGCGGGCACCCUGCUCUCGGCCAGCUGUUUGCUAUUCUACGUUCUGGACGCCAUCAUUUUCGAGCACCAUUUGAGCUCGUCGUUUGAGUUGCAACACGAAGGCUAUGGAUGUUUGUUGCUCCUGCGCUAUGCAGCCACUCCUUAUCUGCUGACGGCGGUUACCAAGUAUUUCUACGAACAGCGCGUUCCCAUCUCCUGCUGGUAUGCCCCGCUGGGAGUGGCUGCUCUGCUAUCCCUGGGAUUGCUGGUGAAGCGUUUCAGCUGCGCCUACAAGUACAAAUACCGGGUGAACGCGCAGAGUCCGAUCUUCGCCAACAUCGAGACGAUUCACACGUAUCAGGGAAGCCGUCUGCUGCUCAGCGGGAUGUGGGGAUGGGUCAGACAGCCGAAUUACCUGGGUGACAUCUUGGCCUUGCUUGCCUUGGCUGCUCCUAUGGCUCUGCGUCCUGCCUGGCCCCCAGUUUUGGGUCUCAGUUUGAUCAUCCUGCUGCUGCUGCAUCGCGCCACCCGAGCGAACGCAAGGAAUCAGGCGCGCUAUCACUCCUCAUGGCAUCGCUAUAGCACCCAGGUGCGCAGCUACGUCCUGCCACGGAUUUACUAAGGACUUAACUGUCGCAUUAGUUGACUUUUUAUUUUUUUGUUUCCAUUUUUAUUUCAGUUUAUUUUUUAUGUUUCAAAUUUGUAUAUAUGAAUACGUAUCCAUAUUGUUCUAGACCAUCAAAUAUGCCCCCCGCCCCCAUUGAUUUUAGUACAAAAUUUGAUUUUACUUUCGCCGACGAACAUUUAACAACACAAAACUUCACACACAUAAGCUUAGUUAAAAAGACUCCCAACACAUCUAGCUGUACGAAUUUAAACGCUUAAGAUCUAGACACCUUAAAUAUUCAUUACUUAUAAAUCUAUAUGGUAUGCAUAUAGGAAGUACUUUUUACACUUAAAUAUGAAAUAAAAACUUAGUUUCUAUGCUAUAAAGAAACGCACAACAA